AGUAAUAACAACUAAGUGAAUAUUUUUUUAGUACAAACACAUACACACUCACUCUUGUGAUAGUAAAAGAAGAUCAUGGGAAACAAGGUUAGCAUGCUUCAUUGUGUCCCUAUAAAGACAAAAAGAAAAACAAAAGGACAAAUCCUCACAAUUCCUACAUUAUCUUCCCUCUCUAAUUUAAGGCUAGACAAUUCUAUUGAAGCCAAUGAAACUACUAUUGCCACCCCUCUUCCCCUACAAGAAACCCCAUUUUAUGAUUGUCAAAUUUGUUAUGAAUCAAAGCCUCCCAAUUUCAUUUUCAACAUAGAGGGUUGCACUCAUUUUUAUUGCACACAAUGCACUAUGCAAUACAUAGUGUCAAAACUUGACGCCAACCAAAUCAACAUUUUUUGUCCUGAACCAGGAUGUUCUGCAGUAUUGAAUCCUCGUAAUUGCAAACCAAUUCUACCAAACAAUUUGUUGAAUUGGUGGGAAAAAGCUUUGAUUGAAUCAAUGAUACCUGAAAAGAACAAAUUUUACUGUCCAUAUCAUGAUUGUUCUACACUUUUAAUAUUGAGUGAGGCCCAUGAUAAUAAUAAUGACCAAGAAGCAGGGGUGGGGAUAAUUAAAAAUACACAAUGUGUGUGUCCACUUUGCAAGAGAAAAGUUUGUGUUAAUUGUAAAAGUCCUUGGCAUGUUGAUAUGACUUGUACUAAGUUUCAAAAAAUGAAACGUAGUAAUCAUGAUGAUUUGAUGUUGGAUCUUGUUAAGAAAAAGAACUGGAGAAAGUGUCCAAAUUGUGGCCGUAUUAUUGAAAAGACUCAUGGUUGCGGGCAUAUGCAAUGCUGGUAUGUUCAUUUCAUUUCCCUGCUUCUUCUUUUUUAUCUACAUAAUGUUUUUCCUUUUAUAUAUUAUCGAUUUGGAUGUGUAUGUCUUUGA
Cicer arietinum (chickpea) is the source of this 918-nucleotide messenger RNA. Its product is annotated as probable E3 ubiquitin-protein ligase ARI9. The record is from RefSeq and is a predicted model, not a curated record. Gene Ontology annotation, molecular function: ubiquitin-protein transferase activity; zinc ion binding. NCBI's taxonomy places the organism in Eukaryota, Viridiplantae, Streptophyta, Magnoliopsida, Fabales, Fabaceae. Gene Ontology annotation, biological process: protein ubiquitination.